Molecule: messenger RNA, 4014 nt
Organism: Monosiga brevicollis MX1
Lineage: Eukaryota; Choanoflagellata; Craspedida; Salpingoecidae
Exons: 11
Coding region: 1-4014 (1337 amino acids)
Biological process (GO): peptidyl-serine phosphorylation; peptidyl-threonine phosphorylation
Molecular function (GO): protein serine/threonine kinase activity; ATP binding
Source: RefSeq, a predicted model, not a curated record
AUGACGAGAGGUGCACAACAACUGAAUGACAGGGGUCAGUUCAAAGCCCUGGCUCCAUGUCAUUUGACCUGUGGUGACUGUAAUUUGAAACAAACCCAGCCUCCCACUGGCAACAACAUUGAGCAUGCAGUCAGUCAGUCAGGCUUAAAGGCUGAAGAAAAGGGGGUACAAGCGAAGGAGGACACCCAUGAUGAUUGUGGGGGGCUGAGCACAGCGGUGUGUGUGUGUGUGUGUGUGUGUGUGUGUGUGUGUGUGUGUGUGUGUGUGUGUGUGUGUGUGUGUGUGUGUGUGCAUACGCGCUUUGCAAACACUUGUUUGGCUUGCAUGCAUGCAAGUUUGCAUUUUGGCGCCGAGUCGCAAAAGAACAAUGCGUGGCGGGCGGGAGAGGAGCAUUCGAUCGACACUGCCGUCCGCCCAAGCGGUGCUGAAGCGACACGGGCCGCAGCGCGACGCAAACUCGACUUUCGUCGCCCGUCCAUGGUGUCUACCAAGCCUACCGUCCCUGUCGAUGCGGCUAGUGAACGCCCGGUGCCCGUACCGACCAAGAUUCGCUCUCGGGAAACCCUAGCGAGUGCCCCGGCUGCACCACGCCCCUCGCGCCGUCGUCGCGUUCUCGCGUCUACUGCCAGCAUGUCCGUCUCCUCUGCCAGCGACCCCGAGGCCUCGCGCAAGCCAUCUUUGGUGUCCAUUUCGCCGGGUAUUUCGUCGGGCUACUCCACCGAAUCUACCAGUAGCCUCGAUGGAAUUGCUGAUUCUCCGGCCUCGGCCGCUUUUGCAUUUGAACGAGCCCAUGCUUGCCACUCGGUGGCGCACGGGGGAGUGUUGUUGCCAGACAUGAUUGACUGUUCGCGUCUGCCGCCAGUGGACGCUCUGGCACAGAUGAAUCUUGCCGUGCGCCAAGCCCUGGGCCGUGGUAGCUUUGGCACCGUCUGGACCGCUGUCUCCACGUCUCCGGUCUGCAAGCCCGCGAGUCUCUUCGCAGAGGAUGCCGUCUCACCUGAUGCCGAUAUCCAUUCGCCCCAUCGUUCCAUCGCCUGCGUGGUCAAGAUGGUGGAGAAGCGGCCGGCUAGCGCUCGCCACGGUAGCAUGAGCAACUUGCGCCAUCGCCAUCAGGUGCUGCGAGAGGCGUCACUGGGAAUGACCCAGCACCCGAGUCUCCUGGCCUGUCACGGCAUUGUCGAAACCAGCAAAAACUACUGCCUGCUGUUGGAGCACGCGGCGCACGGCGAUCUUUUUCAUGCCAUUUCCAGCAACUACUUUAACGGCCUGGAUUUUGGCCGACGCACUCGCGACGUGCUGGUUCAGGUGGCCGCGGGUUUGGACUACAUGCACACGCGCCUGGGCCUAAUCCACGGCGACGUCAAACCUGAAAACAUUUUGCUCACGGCUGCGGGAGCCAAACUGUGUGAUUUUGGCUCCGUCUUGCCCGUCUUUGCUAGCUCAACGCGGCUCACGGGCUCGGCACCAUACACGGCGCCAGAGCUCGUUGCCUGGUAUCACGCGCAGCACGCCGAGCCCGUGAAGACACCCUUUGAAGCGCUUCCCGUGUACGACGUUUGGGCGCUGGGUACAACAUCCAUGACCAUGCUGUUUCGCGGCCAUCCCUGGCGCACGGCUCGCGUCAACGAUCCAGACUUUCAACGUUUUUACAAGCUUGUCAUUAUGGAGCGCAUCGACUUGACCCGCGUGUGCCCAGAACAGAGCCCCUGGUGUUACGUGUCGCGCUCGCUGCUGACGCUGUUGCAAGCCAGUCAGGCAAUCCGGCCGGACCAGCGAUGCAGCAUGGGUGAGCUGCGUCUCAUGUUGGAGCGUGUCUGGGCCGUGGCAGCACAGCGUUACGAGGACGGUUUGACGGGUGAGGACGAGGAUCCCUACGACACGACGGACAUGGGGGUGUUGGCUGAGAAGGCUGUCUUGCGCGAGCUGCAGGCCGCGGCAGCCCAAAACGAGUCAUUUACGCCCACCACGGUCACCGCAACAGCUACCGACUAUGACGAGGACGGCGUGUUGUACGCGGAUGCCGCCAGUGAUGGACCCGAGCUGGCAGAUGCCGCGACCGAGUUGACUCGCACACCUUCCUCACUGCCCGACCUGCUUCGAAACGCCGAUGGUGUGAGCUUGCACUUUGUGGACGAUGAUGAAAUUGUCGAGGCACCUUGCGUGGCGAAUCAUGAGCCAGAGUACGAACAAUUCACGCGAAUCAGUAGCGCCACUGCCAGUUUACAUCUCUCCGCCUCCCCCCCCUCUCUCUCUCUGUCUCUCUGUCUCUCUGUCUCUCUGUCUCUCUGUCUCUCUGUCUCUCUGUCUCUCUGUCUCUCUGUCUCUCUGUCUCUCUGUCUCUCUGUCUCUCUGUCUCUCUGUCUCUGCAUACCAGCAGCGGGCAAGAUGAGCUUCAAGGUUCACACGCUGGCGUCGCUGUCCAGCAGUGGAGCCCUGACACCACCCGACUCGCCCUUGAUCGUGCCCAAUGGAUCUGGCGCUCGGAUCGAGCAAGCCCUGGUCACGGCCGCCACCCUCACCCAUGAGCAAAAAGUCGGUGAAGAACCCAAAGCGCUCCUCAAGCUCGGCGGGGUGACCAUGCUCAAUCACGUGCUCAUCGGCCUGUGUGAGGCUGGCCUCAAGCGCGUGGUGGUCUUGGUCGCUGAUAGCGCCCGCGUCCAGCCCCUGGUGGACGAGGGCCGCGCGCUCUUUCCCCAGCUGGCGGUCGAAUUUCUCGAGCUGGGCGCCGACUACAAUGACAGCCACGCCUCGUCCAUCGUGCGCGCACAGGCUCUUUUUGAUCAACCCUUUCUGCUUGUUCCCUCCGAUCACCUCUAUGAGACAAAGUUGUACCAGCGCAUGACCACUGCCAGCCUGGCCGACAGCGAUGCCGCUUGCCUCGUGGAAACCGAUCUCGAGGGCAUGGUCGGCCUGCCCAAAACUACCGUUCACGUGGCCUUCCGACCCCUCGACGAUGAUCAUCGCAUCUCCCACAUUGGUUGGGAUCUCGACUCUUACAACGGCAUCGAUGCCGGCCUCAUUGCCACCACCCCUGCCCUCUUCACCGCCAUCAACGCCAUCAACCGUCCUUAUGUCACCGUUGCCGACGCCCUGGCCCAGUUUUGCGCCAAAACCCGCCUGAAAUAUAUUAGUACCCGAGGCGCCACCUGGUUCUCCGUGGAGACGGACGCCUCCACCGAGUACUCCACAACCAACCUUACCAAAGUUGGCCAACGCUUCAACCUGGAAGAUGGCAAGGUGGUGCAUUUGCUUGGUCAUCCCAAGCGCAUUCAAACCUCUCCUUCCACGGGCGGCGAUUGGUCAGAAUUCAGCGUCAACAAAUGGCGCUCCGCCGUCUUUACCACCAAAUCCUUCUUUAACGACCUCUACGAAGACACGACAGCCUUUAUCAACAAGUACCUGGCACACCUGGAUGACUGGUUCUCAGGUGCAGACCAAAGCUGUUUGAUCGAGGUCGGCUGUGGCACUGGCGAGUCGUUGAUCCCCCACUAUGACGUGGCACGCUAUUGCAUUGGUGUCGAUGUGAACCAGGUCUUUGUCGACUUUUGUAAGAAGCAAACCACGGAAAAGUAUGCGAAAAAGGUUGGAUUUGCGUGUGGCGACGCCGAGUUUCUCGAGUCCAUGCUCCUUGAUGCAAACUUUGGCUCGUUUUUGAACGAUACCAAGAAGCUCGUGACAUGCGUGGGCAACACCAUUGGCAUCAUUCCCGAUCCGAAAAAGACAGCCAUUUACCGCGCAAUGCUUAAAUUAGCCGGCCCAGACGGGGUGGUUGUGGUCGUAUACUGGAACGGCAAUUGCUUUGGUGAAGCGGUGCAACAUUUUUACCACAAGAACCCUCAGCUUUGCGGCACCUUUGAUGGGUCGGCCAUCGAUCUGGUCAAUUGCAGCCUCACCACGCCCAGUGGCUACUCGACAAAGUGGACCACGCCAGCAGAAGCUGAAACCAUCAUCAAGGUAGCUAUUUUUGAAACUGGCGCCUCGACUUGGAUGGCGACACAGCCAGCUGUCUGCUGA